Molecule: messenger RNA, 2801 nt
Organism: Ziziphus jujuba (common jujube)
Lineage: Eukaryota; Viridiplantae; Streptophyta; Magnoliopsida; Rosales; Rhamnaceae
Product: QWRF motif-containing protein 2
Exons: 6
Coding region: 463-2415 (650 amino acids)
Biological process (GO): spindle assembly; centrosome cycle
Cellular component (GO): centrosome; cytoplasm; nuclear microtubule
Molecular function (GO): microtubule binding
Source: RefSeq, a predicted model, not a curated record
ACGUGUAACCGCCAUUCCCACCGUUCUUUUCCCAAAAAUACCCUCGACGCCAUCGCAGCUGGCGAGCACCUCCACGACCCAGCGCGUGGAGUAACUAUUUGUUUAAUUUUAUAUUUAAACAAAAACGGGUUUAAAUGUCACGGGUGCAGUCGUGCAGAGUAGGCUACUACGACAGUUAGGCUCCAAAAUCUCGCCUAAACUGCUUCCCUGCUAGCGCAGCCCCACACGCACACGCUCUCUUUUUAUCUCUCUGCCCCGUAACGGUCAUAUUUCCGAUCGCCUUCACAACGCUCUAAAUAAAAAACCCUCUCAGUCUCUGUAUUUCUCAAAUCUCACACUCUCUUCUAACUCAUUGAUCUCUCUGCUGUCUCCUUGUCUCAGUUUUGAUUCUUUCAAAUUAGGGCUUGUGGAGUGGAUUUUUUGAAGGAUGAGAUUUCAAAGGAUUUGUUGGGGAAGUAUAAGAUGGUAGCUGCUGUGUCCACUACGCCAUUCAACAACAAAAUCGCAUCCCAAGGAAGGCGUCCUCAAAACCCUACAAGACCUCCUCUGUUACCGUCCGAACCCGACAAUGCUCUUGCUGCUACUCGUCGUUCCAAAGCCCGAGAAGUCACUUCUCGUUACAUGUCCUCUUCCUCCUCCUCCUCUUCUACCUCUUCAUCAUCUUCUUCUACCGGUUCUAGACGAUGUCCGUCGCCGCAAGUUUCCAAGACUCCCACUCCAACGGCUACCAUGACCCCGAGGCCUGCGGCUUUACCGGUUACCAAGCGUACACAAUCUGCCGAGAGGAGGCGGCCGGUGACUCCCCGGACUAAUUCAUUGGACUUGAGGGGUUGUAAUGGAGUUGGUGGUGCUGGUGAGAUGUCUGCGGUUCAGAAGCUGCUCUUCGCUUCGACAAGGAGCUUAUCGGUUUCGUUUCAAGGUGAGUCGUUCGCAUUCCAAGUCAGCAAGGUGAAGCGUCCACCGUCGCCGUCGCCGUCGCCGUCGCCGUCGCCUAGUGUGAGGAAGAGUACGCCUGAGAGGAGGAAGGUGACGACGCCAGCGAGAGGAGAUCAGAGCGAGAAUUUGAAACCGAUGGAGCAGCAGCAGCGGUGGCCAGGGAGGUUGCGGCAAGCGAAUUGUAUGAACCAGAGCUUGGAUUGUACAGAUGAGAGAAGGAGCGGUAGUGGAUCUGGAGGCAAUGUAGUAAGGGCAUUGCAAAAAUACAUGGCCGAGGACGGCGAUCAUAUCGAUGGAAAAUUGAGCUCUGCUUUAGGCAGUGCAGAAUUGGAGAAGGCCGUUGUCGAUAGCAAUUCGUCUGUUCGCUCUGAUGUACAGUCCGAGCCCGUUGCUUUUUCUGAUUCGGAAAGUGUGUCUUCCGGCAGUAGUACAACAACGGGAGCCCAAGAAUUUGCCGGUGGUGGCGGGAAUGGCGGUUUAGGGCUGCGAGGAGGGCCGAGAGGAAUCAUAGUGCCGGCAAGGUUUUGGCAGGAGGCGAAGAACCGGUUGCAGCGGCAGCCGGAGCCAGGGUCACCGUUGUCUAGGAAUGGAGUGAAGUCUUUGUCCACCUCAGGGCUCGUUUCGUCUCCACGAGGGGUUUUGAAUACGAGGGCACAGUCAUCUCCUAUGCGUAGUGGGGUUGUUCGCCCUGCAUCGCCAAAUAAAUCGUCUGCUGCAACAUUCACAAUAUCAUCCCCAUCGAGGGGAAUCAGUCCAUCUCGAGUGAGGAAUGGAGUAGUGGCGGCUAGUAGUUUGAACAACGCACCAUCGAUUUUAAGCUUUGCUGCUGAUCUUAGAAGAGGGAAAGGUGGGGAGAACCGGAUACAUGAUGCAUAUAUACUUAGGAUAUUAUAUAACAGGCUUUUGCAAUGGAGAUUCGUCAAUGCUAGAGCUGAUGCUUCACUCUCAGUACAGAAAUUAAAUGCAGAGAGAAGCCUCUAUAAUGCUUGGAUAACGACAUCAAAACUUCGGGAAUCUGUCAGAACCAAAAGAACAGAAUUAGAUUCACUGAGACAAAGUUUAAAGCUAACUGCCAUCCUCAAAGGGCAGAUGAUAUAUUUGGAAGAGUGGUCUCAUAUGGAUCGUGAUUACUCUAGUUCUUUGUUAGGGGCCAUUGAAGCUUUGAGGGCUAGUACUCUCCGCCUUCCAGUGGUUGGUGGGGCAAGGGCAGAUGUCCAGAAUGUGAAGGAUGCUAUUUGCACGGCAGUUGAUGUGAUGCAGGCAAUGGCAUCAUCAAUAUACACUUUGUCAUCUAAGGCUGGGGAAGUGAACUCCGUGGUGGCUGAACUUGCAAAUGUAACUGCAGUGGAGCAAAUUUUGCUUGGUCAAUGCAAAGAUCUAUUGUCAACAGUUGCAGCCUUGCAAGUGAAGGAAUGUAGCUUCAGAACACAUAUUAUACAACUAAAACGUAUACCUUCAAGCCUGACAACCAAAGUGUAAACCUCAUUAGAAAUGCCAUUUUAAAAUCUAACAUCACCUGAAAUAUCUGUCUUUAUUAUUAUUAUUAUUUUUUUUGGUUCCUAUUUUUUCCUUGGAUUUGUGUGCCAGGGAUAAUAAGGAGAAUUCAUUGGUUGGUUGUGUCUUAUAGAAACAGAAGAGUGCUUAUUUUGACCUUUGUAUUGAGACAAGUGGAAGUAAGAUGUAUGAUUUGUAAUUUACAUGCAUAGGUGUUAGGGAAUCGUUGUUGUCAAUAACAAAUUAGAUUGUAUACUUGUACUUUGUUCAUAGGACAGAACAAUUCCUAUGAACAACACAUGUAAUGUAAAUAUGUCUAAAGGUGUUUUCAAUCUUAUAUAAUUCUACGGUUAUGAUUUAUUGAAAAUUAA